Molecule: messenger RNA, 787 nt
Organism: Clarias gariepinus (North African catfish)
Lineage: Eukaryota; Metazoa; Chordata; Actinopteri; Siluriformes; Clariidae
Gene: dpm2
Product: dolichyl-phosphate mannosyltransferase subunit 2, regulatory
Exons: 4
Coding region: 53-304 (83 amino acids)
Biological process (GO): GPI anchor biosynthetic process
Cellular component (GO): endoplasmic reticulum membrane; dolichol-phosphate-mannose synthase complex
Molecular function (GO): enzyme regulator activity
Source: RefSeq, a predicted model, not a curated record
GAAGCCGGAAGUGCGGACGUCAGGAAAUACUUUAGACGGUGACGCGUUCGACAUGGCAACCGGAGCAGAUCAAGCUGUCGGUCUUGGGCUGGUUGGCUUCAGUCUUUUACUGUUCACAUACUACACCAUAUGGGUUAUAGUCCUGCCGUUUGUCGACAGCGGUCACGCGAUCCACAGUUAUUUUCUUCCUCUGGAGUACUCUGUCAUACUUCCUGGCAUAGCAGCGUUAAUUCUCUUACUCUGUGUUGGGACCUUCAUAGGAAUAAUAACUUGGAAGAACCGUAAACCAAAGAAAGUCGAAUAGAAGUCUCCAGUCACAGUUUUUUAGAAAACCUCAACCUGUUUACCAGCUUAUGUACAAAGUCUCAUGUAUAACUGAAAUCUGUAGCAGGUAGUUCAGCCACGAGCGAAUGACCAAUGAAUGUAAGGGAGCCAAUUAGAGACCACAAAAAAGUGGGGGUAAAAAAGUUUAAUGACUAGUCUAUAUAUAUAUAUAUAUAUAUAUAUAUAUAUAUAUAUAUAUAUGUGUGGAAAUUUAAUUACAUUGACAUAAAUUCAAACAAGUGUUACUGCCCUAUCUGCUGUUACACUGUACACAGAGGCUAUGUUCAGUAACCCCUCAGACAUUGCUCUUAUGCAUUAUUGCUCUCCUAUUAGACUGUAAAUAGACAUAAUUUUGUGUUAGUACACUAUACAAGGCAUGUGCUGAUUAAUAAGAUGUUAACGAGAAAAAGUACUUUUAUUUUAGUUCGAUUUUGUACACUGCAAUAAAUAAUUAUUACAUAAA